Molecule: messenger RNA, 1566 nt
Organism: Pieris macdunnoughi
Lineage: Eukaryota; Metazoa; Arthropoda; Insecta; Lepidoptera; Pieridae
Source: the annotation of a GenBank genome assembly
AUGACACGCAAGUCAUGCACGGCUGGAGGGGCGCGAGGUGCUUGCAUGUGGGUGCAGGAGUGCAAUCGAGUUGGAGGGAGACAUGCCGGUGUAUGUGUGGACGGAUUUAUGUUCGGGUCCUGCUGCAGGCUACCCGACAAACCUAUUAUUAUAGAAGAAACCCAAAGCCCAGUAACAAUAACGGAACGGCCGUAUACAGCGCCACCUACCGAUACAACGCAGACGACGCCAAGACCUACAACACAAACACAGCGCCCUUCGUUCAUGACCAAACCUAUAGAUGGCGCGCCACACAGCUAUAGGCCUCCAGAAAUUAACUUGCCAGUCGGCAAUCUAGAAUCAAUUAGCGAACAAAAUAGUGAUAUAGUUAAUAAAAUAACAUAUAACAGUGUAAAUAAGUACCAAAAUGUAAAUAGGCCGAACAAUGAUGUGGAAGCUAGUCCCCACAAUAAAAUAUCUUCUAGUCUUAGUUUAAUACCUGGAGCUCGACCGAUGGCGGUGUCUGAUCAAAAUCUAGACAACAGUAUUCCUGCAGUCCACAUGUCCAGACCGAACAAUGUCAACACAAUGCACUGGCAAGCGACCACUGAACCCAGCUUCAUAACGAAACCACGACCUAACUGGGAGAAACCGGGAAAACCGAAGCCGACCAAGAAGUUCACAACCACAACGAGUAAACCUCACAAGAAUUACCAGAAACCGAAAGAUCCAAUGCUGAAUAUGAUCAACAAAACUGAAGAUACCACAGCACCUUCUAUACAGACUACUGCUGCUACUACAAGUGUUGAAUGCGGCGUAACAGCGAUGUGGCCUCGCCCAGACUCUCGUAUAAUGGGUGGCAAAGAUUCUUCCUUUGGGCGCUGGCCGUGGCAAGUCUCAGUUAGACGGAACUCGUUUUUCGGUUUUUCUUCAACACAUCGAUGUGGUGGCGCCAUCAUCAACGAAGGAUGGAUAGCAACGGCCGGACACUGCGUUGACGACCUCCUCACCUCAGCUAUUCGAAUCCGCGUGGGAGAGUUCGACUUCUCAUCCGUUUCCGAACAAUAUCCUUACGUAGAAAGGGGAGUGGCACGAAAAGCGGUUCACCCCAAAUACAAUUUCUUCACUUAUGAGUACGACUUAGCUCUGGUGAAGCUAGAUGCAUCUGUGCAGUUCGCACCUCACAUUUCACCCAUAUGCUUACCGGCGUCUGAUGAUUUGCUGGUGGGAGAAACUGCUACCGUCACUGGAUGGGGGAGAUUAUCUGAAGGUGGGGUGCUGCCAUCUAUAUUACAAGAGGUCCAAGUACCAAUAGUAUCGAACGAGCGUUGUAAGUCAAUGUUCCUGCGCGCAGGCAGGCAUGAGUUCAUUCCUGAUAUAUUCCUCUGUGCCGGCCACGAGACAGGGGGACAUGACUCAUGCCAAGGGGAUUCUGGAGGACCCCUACAGGUGAAAGGAAAGGACCAUAGAUACUUCUUAGCCGGUAUCAUCAGUUGGGGAAUUGGAUGUGGGGAAGCGAAUCUACCUGGUGUUUGCACAAGGAUAUCCAAGUUCGUACCGUGGAUACUGCAAACGGUUAACUCGUAG